AGAAGAGCAUGAAUCAGGAGUUGGAUGAUCAUUUUAUCUUAAAAUUUCCAUAAGCUGAUAAAACAAAAAUGGCAUCCAAGCUGUUACCUACUGAUCAACAAAAUUUUGUCCGUCUAGGGAUAGCCGUAGUAGACAAAAUUAAAUUACCAAUGAAAGAUAUCCUUAUACUUUCUAUCAAGCCUAUUAACUUGUACAAUGCCAUCAGCUCUUGCACUGUUUUGUUAACCGGGAAAUACAAACUGAAUGAUGAACAGCGGAAACUGUGCUUUCUUUUGCCUCCAGAUAUUCCUGACUAUGGUAAAUUUGAUGUUUCCUUGUUAUAUAAACUCAUACAAAAUCUUUGUCCGCACUUAGUUCCAACACAGGGAUGGGGAAAACAACCAAAGGCCACUGAUAUAAAGAUCGCUGAUGAUAUUGAACGUCUCAGGCAGUUCAGGAACGGUAUGCUUGGACAUUUGGAAUCUUCAUCUAUCCCUGAUGCUCUGUUUGAAGCACGUUGGGCUGAGAUAGAAGAUGUCAUGAAGCGAAUGGAUUCAUUUUUAAGGAAACAAGGGUUCAAUCCAGUUAAUUACGAGAAAGAACUGGCAGAUGUUAGAAAAUGUAACUUUGGUUUUGAAGAUAUGGAAAAGUUCAAACUCAUGCUAGAGGCAACACUAAGGAUUAUGAAAGAAAAAGAAGAAUUUCCAACGAUUACUUUACGAGGGAAUACAACAAUCAUUUGUGGAGAAGCGGCAUCUUUUGAAGCUGAGAUAGAACAGACAUCAACGUCAACACAGAACUGGCCUAUCACGUGGCACAAGGUUAGAGGGAACAAUUUAGAACAGAUUGAUACCAGUACAGGGAAAUAUACAGACAGCACCAAUAGACAACUUGUCAUACAGAGGGCAUCAAAGGAGGACCAGGGUGACUACCAGGCCAUUAUAUCUGGGUCUUCUAAUGGGCAGCACAUCAAAAUACCAAGCAACGUGCUGACAUUGAAAGUCACCGGAGAGAGGCCAGUUCUUAAGAAAUUAGAAGUUACCUCGGGAAAGGACGGUAUAACUCUUCAUUACAAGUAUGAAGUAUCACAAGACUCUCCAAAAGUACAUCAUAUUGCUUGGACCAAAAACGGCCAGGUAAUAACUAAAGAGCAGGAAAAGUAUCUUGGAGGGGAUCUUAUAAAUUCUUCACUUACUAUAACUUCCCCAUCGCUACAAGACAGUGGAGAGUACACCUGUAUUAUAGCCAAUGCAGUUGGUGCUGUUGCAGAGUCAAUAAUUUUAGGUGUACCAAAGGUCAGUAUUUUAGCAGAGUCCGUUUGUUACGGGGAGAACACUGAUAUAAACUCUGUUGUAUCGUCUUGUCCACCGGCGGAAAGAGCGGUGUGGGAAAAAAGUAUUGAUGCUGUCAUCUUUGAAACUAUUUAUGUUAGAGACCGAAAAUAUGCAAAUAGUAUAUUAGAUCCAAGUAAUCCUGUACUUAGAUUGACAUCACUAACGUUUGAUGACAAACUUUAUUACCGACUUCGAGUAUGGAACAGCAUUGGAGAAUGUGUCAGUAACACUAUUCUUCUUAAAGUUACAGGAGAUCCCCCAAACAUUUCAAACGGCCAUGAAACCAACAUCAAAAGCCGUAUUGUGAUAUUGACGUGCCAGGUUUUUCUUUAUAAACAAUCUCCUCUUUUGAGUGAAAUUGCAUGGAAGAAAGACGGAAGUGUAAUCGACAUAUUCGGAAGUGGAGGAAAGUAUACCGGAGGAACACUUGAUGAACCAUCAUUAACCAUUACAAACGUCAAUCAAUCAGAUGCUGGGAACUAUCAGUGUAAAGCCUCUAAUGCAGUGGGAUCAACGAUUGGGAAUAAGAUUAUUCUUGGAGUUCCUGAACUUGAAAUACAAGGACCAAAUUUACAAGAAAUUGACAAAAAAGUUUUUACAGCCUUGAUAAAAUCAGUUCCGGAACCAAUUCAAGCUCAAUGGAGCAUAAAAAAUGCAAGCAGCGGUAGUUAUAAAGCAUUAGACAUCACAAGUGAGGAAUACAAAGGGUCAUCAAAUAAUCUUCCUAAACCACUGCUAUGUAUUAAACAGAACGUGACGUUACAAAAUCAUCUUAUACAUAUUGAGGUUCAAAACUUUAUUGGAACCACUACAAGGGAGAUUCCAGACGAGAGGUGCUCAUGCUCAAAUGAAGUACCAAAUACCAAAGCUACCAGUAAACUUACAGCAAUCUUCAGUAAGAAGGGAUCUUCAAUCAGAUUCAAUAACCUUAAGCUGGAUCUCAUCAGAGAAAUAUCGGAGAGAGAUUUAAAGCCACUGAUAUCAACCUUAACAGCGCUGACCUCCAUGGAAUUAUUGUCUUUAGAUAAUUUACCUACAAUUGAGGACUUGUUCAUAUUUCUCCUAAAAGAGGAAAUUUUCCAAGAAAGAAAUGUAAUUAUGAUGCAGUACUUGAUGAGAAGCAUUAAACGCCCUGAUCUUGAACUUAAAUGUGUGGAAUACGCCAUAAAGAACAAACAAGCACUGUGCUACUUUGAAGAAAACAAAAUACCAGGGGAUGGAUGCAAGCACGUUCAGAUACACGUAGUAGAUGAUAUAGCAACAUUCACAGAUAUUGACUCAUUGUUAGCAACAGUAGCAGCUAUAGUUGGUUGUGAUAAAGACUCUAUAAAACUGGUUGGAUUGCAACCUGAAAGUAGUUUCGUUAUUGUGAUAUCAAUGAAAGAAUGUUUUGCACGAAAAUUUGGAGAAAAGGGUCCGCACCAACUUUCUCGAUUAUUGCAAUACAAUGUAGAUUGGAUUAAAAUUGAAAACAAGCUGAUUAACAUCCAACAAGAUGAUUUAAGACUUCAUAAAAUGGAUGUUGCAGGGCAAAUUUCUUAUGAACCACAAGUCCAAAGUUUUUUAUCUGGCCCGUGUACAACCCUGUUCCGUAAAAUCCUUCGAAAAUACGUCUUAGAAGAGGAUUUCAUAACAAGGAUCCACAAGUCUAGAGAUCAGCUGUUACCAUUACUAACUGUUGAUCAACAGAGUGUGCUUUAUCCCGAGAAAGGAUCAUUCUCAGGGAGUUACAAAUGUUUAGAUAUCCCUCUCAUUUACAUUUUAUUCCAGAAUAUGUGUAUGAUAGAACCCCAUAGAAGGGGAUGGGGUAAUACGCCAGAACCAUCAGACACUUCAAUGGCUGCGUCUAUUGAUAACAUUAUGGACAUUUACAGAGAAUACAUUUAUAAUCCUCCUCUGUGUCUGGAGCAAACAGAUUUUGAUCGUAUAUUGAAGACAAUAUUGAAACUCUCGAAGAAUAUUGAAGAAGCACUUGAAAAUCCUAAAAUGGAUACCAUCAUAAAGGAAAUGGAAAGAAAAGACAAUUUAAAAAGAGAAAAAGAAAUCCCUCUGGAAAAAUUCAGAGAUUUAUCAUUAUCACAACACUUGGAUACGUACGUGGUAUCUACGUCCAGUAUAACUGUACCCGGAGUUGACAGCGUUUAUCAUAUCUCCUGUGUGACGUCAGACAGACUGUGGGUCAGUGAACACAGACGUCUCCUACAGGUGGACAACACCGGACACGUAAUACAGAAACUGAAAAUUGAUGUUACAAGUUAUCAAGGAGCUCACUCCGUCGCAGCGGACGGGGACAUGAUAUUUAUAAAUGGAGAUAUAGUGCAGAAGAUGACGUUAGGUGGAACAGUUACUACACUCUUCAGACCACGUGAGCCUUUAUUCUGUAUCCAUUCCUCCCGCAAUAACGGUGACAUACUGGUUGGUUAUAAACAUGGAGUGUUCAGGUGUGACUGGAGGGGAAACCAUCGCAUAGAAUUGGAGGAUUAUAGGAUUCAUUAUCCAACAUUUAUCACAGAAAACAACAAUGGAGACAUCUGGGUCUCUGACAUCGGUAGAACAGAAGUGGUUGUGAUGGAUAAAUCAGGACAACAUCGGUUUAACUACAGAGGUCAGCACCAGUCUGGCUUUUUUCCCGGUGGUAUUUGUACCGAUAUCCAUGGACAGGUACUGGUGUGUGAUUUAUCGAAUUCCAGUGUCCAUCUCCUGGAUCAGGACGGUCAGUUCCUGCGUCUCCUCCUGACACAAGAACACGGACUAUUCCGCCCCACGACUCUGUGUGUGGACGACAAACACAACCUCUAUGUAGGAGAUAUGUAUAGUAAUACAAUAAAAGUGUACAAGUAUCUACAGGAAACAGAGGAUUCAAAAUCAUCUAUUGUGGAGUCGAAAUAAGCCUUAUGAAGUUUACAUCUUAAUUAGUUAUCGACUGAUACAAUUGUAAAAUGUUUAAUUUGAUAAUCAUACACUUGAUACAUAAUACGACAUAUGCCUCGUAGAUUAUUCUUUUA
This is a messenger RNA of Saccostrea cuccullata (small rock oyster), 4318 nucleotides long. RefSeq lists its product as uncharacterized. Bases 69 to 4202 code for a protein of 1377 amino acids. Gene Ontology annotation, molecular function: cell-cell adhesion mediator activity. Gene Ontology annotation, cellular component: plasma membrane; axon. The transcript has 12 exons. Gene Ontology annotation, biological process: regulation of apoptotic process; homophilic cell-cell adhesion; dendrite self-avoidance. The record is from RefSeq and is a predicted model, not a curated record. NCBI's taxonomy places the organism in Eukaryota, Metazoa, Mollusca, Bivalvia, Ostreida, Ostreidae.